Oppia nitens is the source of this 3252-nucleotide messenger RNA. RefSeq names its product PHD finger protein 12-like. Gene Ontology annotation, molecular function: protein binding; transcription corepressor activity. The record is from RefSeq and is a predicted model, not a curated record. Lineage: Eukaryota; Metazoa; Arthropoda; Arachnida; Sarcoptiformes; Oppiidae. Gene Ontology annotation, cellular component: nucleus; Sin3-type complex. Gene Ontology annotation, biological process: negative regulation of transcription by RNA polymerase II. The transcript is spliced from 4 exons. The coding region runs from base 457 to 2973 and encodes 838 amino acids.
ACACUGUAUUAUAGUGUAGAGUAGAGUACAGUACAGUAUUGCCGCUAAAACGAUAACAUUAUUGAAUCCCCUAUUUGUUGACACAAUGGAUACACCAGUUGUCUAAAAAUAUUGUACCUCUACUUUCAAUGCAAUCAUAUAUAACGUUAUGGUAUUGUAGGGAAAGGGAUAGCUAUUGGUAUUACUAAUAUUGUGAGUGUUUGUGACUAUACUAUCAUUAGUGUUGUCUGUAUUGAGGGUUGUAUUGAAUAUACAAAUCAAAACAUAGUAUAAAUGAGUGUAACUUUAGUGACGUCUGAAUAGUAAAGCAUUUGUUCAUUAAUGAGACAAAUGGCGGACCAAUUGAUCGACCAAUUGAUCGCUCACUUCGGCCGACGAUUUGAUUGUUUUCAUCACUUAGUGAUCGCUAAUAAACGCGUCAACACGUGAAACACAAGUAACGCGUGUGAAGAGACAAUGCAGACCAUUGAAUAUGAUCUCAACGUCUCCGGAGGUCUUAUGCCUCAAAUCAACGCUUUGACGGCUCCUCCGGCUAGUGAAGAGUCGACGCGAAAGAAGAAACUGAAGAAAACAAUGGCCAGACAGACACCGAUCAGCAACGACACCAACAAUAAUAGCAAUUACAACAAUAGUCGGCCAAUGCUUUCGCGGCAAACAAAGACAGGCAAAGCACCAAAUCAUGAAUAUUGCGAUUCAUGUCGUGAGGGCGGAGAUCUGCUUUGUUGUGACCGCUGUCCAAACGCUUUUCAUCUUCAAUGCCAUGAUCCACCACUCGAUGAGGAGGAUGUACCACAAGGUGAGUGGUUAUGUCGUAAAUGCAAACAAUUGGUCAAAGAAGAGGUCGACGAAUCUGACGAGGAGAGCGAUGAAUCGGAAGAAGUACUUGAAAGCAAAGACAAUAUUCAAAAGCCAUUCUCAUUAUUGAUAAGAGCGGCGCAAACAUUGAAUCCCAAACAGUUUCAAUUGCCUAACGAUUUAAUGCCAUCGAUUCAAUUGGUCGGAACUUCAAGGAGAGGUAAUAACAAAAAUGGAAAGAAACAGAUCCAUGAAAUGGACAACAAUAUAGUGGCAUUUCCGGUAAAAUUGUGUUAUCAGUGCUCAAAAAGUUGUCGAAAGGCGCCAUUAAUUCAGUGUGAUUACUGUCCGCUAUUGUUUCAUCCCGACUGUCUGGACCCACCCCUAACAGUGUUGCCAACCGGACGCUGGAUGUGUCCAAAUCAUUCACAACAUAUAAUUGAACAAAAACUAUUAGAUUCUGUUAGUUUAAGUGAGCGAAUCAAACUCUGGGAUCAGUUUUCAGGUUCUGUAUCACACGAUGUCAUCCAAAUGGAGUUUUUUAAGAAAGUGCAUCGAGUGAGUCCACCAUUUCGUACGAAAAUAGGUUUACCAAUCAAUAAUAAAGUAGUAGUUCCCGAAGCAAUUAAACAAAUGUACAAAAUUCGUCCCUCACUUCUACCAAAUUCUAACCAAUUGGCACUUAAAAUGGAGAACAAUGAGUGCCUCACAGCUUCUAAAAAUGAUAGACCAACUGCUGAACAACAAGAGGAAUGGCUCUCGAGUUUGAUUGCAUUUCAAUCAAGUGUUGCACAAUACCUGAGUUCAUCAAAAUGUACUAAUAAUAAGCCCAACUCAUCCAUUGCCAUCUCUUCAAGCAAAGACAUUAGUGAUUUAAACAGUAAAUUGACUGAAAACUCUGUGAAAAUCAAUUCUCAUACUUCAAUGAAUGGUCCGAUAGAUCAAUCAUUUGAAGAUAAUAUCUCUCUAAAGAAAGACACAAAUAGUGAUCUAAGAAAGGAUACGAGUAGUGAUAAAAAUAAUAAUAAUAAUAAUAAAGAGUUCAUUCAAAUGAAUGGUAAUAUAAGCUGUUCAUCGCCAGUAUCUUCUGACAAACGAAUCUCUAUUUCAAACAAUCAUUUUAAUGCAAUCGCUAUACAAAACAUAGAGAGUAUUGCAGACUUAAGUCGAUUGGACGACAUUAUAGUCCGACAGUUAGCUUAUCAGCGGAUACAACAAAUACGUGACCAGAAAGCUAUUGACGUAAAUCAUAAUAUGAAUGUCAUACAGAACCAGAGUUCACUAUCAUCUUCAUCAUCGACAACACCAUCAUUUCAGACAACAAUUCGUAGAAUAGGUUUAAAUGAUGUCAGAGCUCGAGCUGUUUUAUGUCCAAUUCUUAUUAAAUCGAGUACAGGAUCAUCAAAUGGUCCCACUAUUGUCAUGUCUUAUCGGACAUUAACAAUCGGUACGAGUUGUGACAAUGAUGUAGUAUUAGGUGAUUACGGGCACUGCAACUAUGUGUCGCCCAAACACGCGUCCAUUUUUUAUGAUGAAACGUCACACAAUUAUGAGCUGAUAAACUACUCAGAACACGGAACUACUGUCGACAAUGUCUUGUAUUCGUGUGAUUUCUCGGACAAGAAAAUUCAUAAUACAAAGCACAUCAACUCUCAUACUGUUUCAACGGUUAAAGAUUUGAUUGAUAAUAAAAAGAGACGAAAGUCUAUACAAAAUAAUAAGAAAAUAAAAAAUUCUGACAAAGAGUCGAGUCCUGAGAAGAGAAAGCCAAACACAAAUGGAAACAAUAAUAAUAAGAAGAGAAAGACUACUAAAAUUGAAUCGACAGAAGAAAGCGCACAAAAGGACAACGAUUUCAAAACAAAUAAAAUUAUUUUCAGAAAGGAUUUCGACUCUGAAAACAUUGAAAGGGUUACCAUCCAAACAAAAAGCCCACUGACUAUGAGUUCCCGUUCCGGACAAACACAUAAGCCCUGCGCUUGUAAGGCAAGCUGUUCGUCACUUAUUGGACCCAAUGGUGCCGGUUGGGAAGGAACUGCACUUCUACAUCAUGGAAGUCACAUCAAAGUGGGCUGUAAAGAGUUUAUAUUUAGUAUAACCAAUAACGGCAUUACUCAAACACAAACCAACUCAUCGAUAUCCUCUUCACCUAAGAAUGCCAUCAAAAUAGAGAAAUGACAUCAAUUGGACUCAUAGUUAUGUUAUUUCUUGAUUUUAAUACACAAUACUUAUCGUACAAAUCAUAAAUGAAAUGAUGGCACAACACAUGUAUAGGAAAUAUGUAUUUUUUACCAUAAACCUAGUCUUGAGAUGAAAAAAAUCACUAGCAUUUGUGACAAAAUGGGAAUUGAUUUGACUUUUAAUUUAUUAUUAUUAUAAAUUAAAUUUACUCAUGAAUAUGAUAUAAGAAUAAUGAGUUAAAUUUGGUGUAAAUAAUAUUGUAAUUGUUGUAUAAAA